AAUCCCCCACCGAAACGAGACUCUGUCAUUGAGGAGGAUUAUACAAACAUAAAACAUUUCUACCGGUCCGUGCACGGCGUCCGUACUAUGAGGACCUCAUUUUUGCGUCGCUUUUUUCAACUCUGUCAGAUUUCCACAAACACGCUCCAUGGAUUUUUUGUCGCCUUGCUGCUCGGACUUACUGUAUGGCCCAGGUGGAUUCAGGGUUGUUUACAGCUCACCGAGAACACGCGUCCGGUUCUGUUUUGUCAAUCUUCUGUACCUCGACUCCCUUUGGCCGCUCACGAAAUUCCAGCCUCAGUGGCCAAAUUGCGAAUCAUUGGGACAAGUUCACCAGGACAACACAAUGGUAUACUGUCACAGUACAAUUUGACUGGGCUGGAGACACUCACCUACAUGGAGCUGAGUAAUUUCGGUCUUGAACGGAUUGAAGCGGAAACAUUUCAGUUUAUGCGUCAGUUACGCGUGCUGGAUUUGUCGAAAAAUCGAAUUCAUCGAAUAGAACCUGGGGCUUUCCGUGGUUUGGUGUUGAAUCUACUUUCACUGUCCGAUAACACAGGCUUGGUCGGUCUCAGACGUGGCGUCUUUCAAGGAGCUCAGAUCUACCAUGUGGCCGCUCGAAACUGUGGUCUUAGACAGGUGGACUACCAAGCGAUUAACGAGGCGAAACCGACCCAGCUCAGCCUGUCCCACAAUCAGAUCAGUUGGCUAGAUCCGCGAUUUGAGAGCGUUCUCAAACCGUGGAGCGCGACAAGUCAACUGAGUUCCAUUCAGCGUCCAAGUAACUGGGGCUAUAUCGAUUUAACCGAUAAUCCGUUGAAUUGUAAUUGUCAGUUGCUGUGGCUACCGCGGCUCAUUGAGGAACAGUUGUAUCAUGCUCAACGACUGGAUGCUUUUUCCAAACCCGCGGACUCCGUGAGUCCUAAUUCAUUUACAGACGGAUUGUCCGACAUGCAGGUCAAAUUGAGUUGA
Messenger RNA from Echinostoma caproni, 972 nucleotides. NCBI's taxonomy places the organism in Eukaryota, Metazoa, Platyhelminthes, Trematoda, Plagiorchiida, Echinostomatidae. The record is from the annotation of a GenBank genome assembly.